Messenger RNA from Pimephales promelas (fathead minnow), 2271 nucleotides. It is a transcript of the gene ogfr, whose product is annotated as opioid growth factor receptor. Lineage: Eukaryota; Metazoa; Chordata; Actinopteri; Cypriniformes; Leuciscidae. Gene Ontology annotation, cellular component: membrane. The record is from RefSeq and is a predicted model, not a curated record. Gene Ontology annotation, molecular function: opioid growth factor receptor activity.
CAGUGAGCGAGCGAGCAGCCAGCGCGCGCGCGGACAUCAUCAUCUGCACAUCCAAUGGAGCCGUGCGGACUCUCAUCAAACCCCAGGGCUUUCAUCACAUGCAUCAUCACUCAUAUGACCUGUAGGGAUGGACGACGAUCUGGUGUGUGAAUAUGACUCCACCUGGGACACGGAGAGCGACGGGGACGAGCUGGAAAACACCGGCCGCAGCAAGAAAACACGGCCCGCAUUCUGGUCCAACUCCUCCUCCAGAAACCUCAGAGCCGCCAAGGACAUGCAGAACUACAGACACGGAUAUCCAAAUAUCAAUGAAGAGGAAUGCCCAGAAGAACGAAUGACCAAUUUAAAGUUCUACCUAAAUGAGAUUAAGUCUUCGCCUGAUGAUGUGUCGAUCGAGGCGUUUCACACCGAGUGGAGGACGGAUUACAAGAGACUGGAGAGAGUUCAUUCCUACAUUCAGUGGCUGUUUCCUCUGCGGGAGCCCGGCGUGAACUACAUGGCAGCAGAGCUCACCAAGAAAGAGAUCCAGGCGUUCAGGGAGAGCGAGGAAGCUAAGAGCCGUCUCCUGGAUUCCUACGAGCUCAUGCUUGGCUUCUACGGGCUGCAGCUGCUCAACAGAGACACGGGCGAGGUGAAGCGCGCCGACAACUGGAGGGAACGCUUCGCCAAUCUCGAGAGAAACAUGCACAACAAUCUGCGGAUCACCCGGAUCCUGAAGAGCCUGGGCGAGCUGGGCUUCGAGCAUUUCCAGGCCCCUCUGGUGCGCUUUUUCCUCGAGGAGACGCUGGUCAGGAAGACCCUCAGCGGCGUGAAGCGCAGUGUGCUCGACUACUUCCUGUUCGCCGUGCGGGACAAGCGUGAGCGCAGGAAGCUGGUCCGCUUCGCCUUUCAGCACUUUGAGCCCAAAGACAAGUUCGUGUGGUGCCCCAGGAAAAUCCAGAAACGCUUCAAGAAGAAGUCCGAGAAGCGGCAGAACUCUUUAGCUGGCGGCGGAGAGAGCGGCGCCACCGACGAAGGCCACUCACGGGCCAAACACAGGGAUGGAGAAGACGCCAGCAAGCCAGUCGGAGACGUCACCGACGCGAAGAAGCAAGGCGACAGCGAGGGCUCACCAGAAGACCAUGAGCCCGCUCUAGAUGCCCCAUCACCGCUCGCCUCCGACACCGGUGCGAACAACGGAGAGACUGUUCGUCUGGAGCCAAGCACUGGAGGAGGAACGCCUCCUGAAGUCACUGCGGAGAGAGCAGAAGAGGUCUCAAACACGCCGUGGGAGUGUGUCGCCGGAUCCACUGCGGGCUCGAGCGACUGCGACGAGAUGGACAGUCCAGCUGACUCGCAGAAGGAGCUGGAGGAAGGGCCGAGUCCGGACAGGACGGUGGCCGACAGCCCUCCACACCGCUCCCCGACCCCGCCGGAGAAGGACCGGAGAGAGCCGAGCGGCGCAGCCGGAGACCGCCGGAAGAAUGCAGUGAACGGCGACCCGUCGAGUGGAUCGGAGAAGGAAGAGCCCAUGGAUAUUGUGGACGUGACUUCAUGAUGAGAACGCACUGAAAAUGGACACUUUAUAAACUCACUGUAAGAUGAGAUGAUUUGUUGUUUUCUAAAGGGGGGUUAUGUUGACUCAGCUACACCUGUCUUCUUACAGCUGGCUUAUUGUUGCUUGAACUUUGACUUGUCCAUGAUUUCAGAUUAAUUUUUUUUCCCCAAGAUUUGUUUUUUUACUGAAACUGUGAAAGAAGAAUGUCAUUUUUACAUUCAACUAAUAAACAACUAUUGAUAAAUAUUUCCAUGGUGAAUACAUUUGGUUGGGACGCAGGUAUGCUGUAUUUCUGCUGGUGUUUGGUUGAUUACUCUGGACUGCUUCCCGAAAGCACCGUUGAUUCUAGAAACCACUGAUGGCAGUUGUUCUACGACCAGUUUAGGCUUGUGGGAAACGCGGCCGUGAACUCUAACGAAGGGACUUGUGCUUUAUUAAGCUAAUGAAAAUGCCCAAGAUCAAACAUGUUUGUUUUACAUCUGCAGUGAUGUAAAAUAGACUCAUUAAUUACUAAAUAAUCAGACUUUGUAUAGAUCAGUUCCUUGGAGAUUCUGUGUAUGUUCAGCACAUGCAUUAACUCCCAACGUGACCUUAAAUGAACCCUACAUGAAAUAUUCUAGAAUUAAUAAUGUUACUACUGUUCAUAUAUUGCUCUUUUGAUUUAUCCUGUUUUCUGCACACAUGAUUAUAUGCUUUUUUAGAGUAAUAAUUAAAGUGUACUUUCAUUUGGCUUC